Messenger RNA from Pocillopora meandrina, 4754 nucleotides. Lineage: Eukaryota; Metazoa; Cnidaria; Anthozoa; Scleractinia; Pocilloporidae. The record is from the annotation of a GenBank genome assembly.
AAAAUAGCCGUGAGGUAAAUUUCAAUAGGUGACGACGUCUGCAGGCGAAAAAGUCAUUGACAUAUUUACAAGAACGCUAAGAAAUGCCGUGUGUUCGAAUCAAAGAAGCUUAUCACAAUACUAAGCAUAUCAUUGAUGACAUCGAGUUAAGUUGCAAAGUUGAGGAAUUGAAGGAAAAGGCAGCAGCGAAGACGAACAUACCGAUUGACCAGCAGAGUGAGAUGAUCAUUGGACUUUUUUAACCCAUAAAAGUGUCUAUUUUUACCACUAUAUCCUCCCAUUUCCUCCAUAAAACUUCUCAAUUUGAUGCUUGAAAAAAAACCAGUCUGCCAUCUUUCAUUUAAAAGCGGUCAAUAAGAAAAGUCAAGGAACACAUCAUUGUGAAACAAGCGUGCAGCUGUCGUGGAUGCCGGGAAACUGUAAAAAUACCAAAGAAAACACUCGAUCGAAGGAAAUCUUUUUAUUUUGUUGAAAAUGUUUUAGCUCAUCAAGUAGUUGGAAAUAUUAUAUCAGAUCCCUUGUAUUUUAAGAUGGUUAUCAGAUAUUUUAAGUAUUGAGAUGUAAGAUUUACAAAUUAUAUUUUAUACUCUGUUGACCCAUACGAUAGAUUCACUGAAGCUAUAAAUUGUCUUCUUUAGAUUUUAUAUUUGCUGGAGAACUGCUUAAGGACGAGAAAACUCUGGACUCUUAUGGAAUCAAAGAUGGAUUUACUAUUUAUGUGAUGAUAAAGAACCCUGAACCAGAACCCAUAGGUGAAAAUGACGCAUUUGUUUUUUAGAAUAUAUGUGCUUGCCAAAUUAAAGGCAGUUAUUCAGGAAGUAAGUAAUUAAGUGUUAACAACUGAGUUUAAAACAUAAAUUGGCCACUGUAAAGAUUGAAAAGGCUGAUGUUUCGAGCAUUAGCCCUUUGUCGGAGGAAUUGGGGACAAUCACUCUAAUAAAGAGCUAAUACUUGAAAUGUCAGCCUUUUCACUCUUUAUAGUGACCAAUUUACAUUUUCAACUCAGUUGUCAACACUAAAUUACCUGCUAUACUCUCCCACUGAUGCAGCACCACAGUUUCCUUAGAAACUUACCCCCUUUAUUCAGUUAUUCAGGAAGUCAGGUUGUAUCAAGUUAUGUUUGGAAAAUUCAGUCAUCCAAGUUAAGUUGUUUGAUGAUUAGACAAGCAGUAGAUCAAUUGCUAUCUGGUUUGUUCUGUGGACAGUUUUAGGCUGGAUAGUAAUAAAUCCAGUGGAGAGGGUUUUAUCCCCUUUCAAACAAGUGAGGCAAGAUCACCUAACUAGAUAAAGUACAGAGCAAGCACAAUGAGACCUUUUUCCUAUGCGCUUGAGCUCCUUAGCUCAUCUAGUGUUAGAAUAGACUUAAUACUUAAUUCAUGUUGGAUGCUAUGAAAUACCUUGGGUCAGAAAUUGUAAAUUCUGAAUAUUUCUGAGACAAAGAAUGCUACAGAGGUAGACUCUCUACUUUUAAUUGUAAAUGUCUGUUCUUCUUUAUAGCUUGGUAUAUAGAGGCCACUUCCUAAUUAUUUUAAUUUUUUUCAGUUCAAUUUCUUAAUAUAGUAUUGUUAAUUAAAGCAAACACAUCCUUUUUUUUUGUUUAAUGUCAUUUAAUUUUUCACCCAAAAGAACUUGAUUCAGAUGAUGUGCCAAUCACUGAAGUGAUCCCUGUCUUAGAGGCAGCCAUCAAGAGCCCUUCCUACAGAAAUACAGUAAGUUUCAGAUCUCUUGAAAAUUUUGCUGUUUUUCAUAAAAAACUUUAGGAGUAAAAAGUAUUUUUUUUCUGAUUCAACUGGUUUUUUUUGUUGUUGUCAGGUUGAAAAAAUUCUUACCAAUCCAGACAUGCUUGAACAACUGACUGUAGCCACUCCAGGAUUAUCAUCUGAUCAUGUUGCUAUGAGUGAGUAUUUCUGAUUACAAUGAAUUGUUAUAACUGUUUAUGACAUAAUGUCAGGUUAUAAGGCAGAGGGUUCAUGCUGUGAUAGUAUGGUUAAUUACCCUUGCACAAGAUACCAGCAUAUUGCAAAGUCACCCCCUUGUCCUUUAAUUUGCCAGGUUUUCCAAACAGUUUUCAGGUACCCAUUGAUAAUCCUAGGUGGAGAAAUAUUCUCUGACAGUAGUGACUUACCAAAGAAUCCAACAUAAGAACCUAGUUAGUGGUUGAAUCACCCUGGACUUAGUGAUCCAAGCCCACACACUACAACCACGUGGCCUCAGCAUCUCUCACUACUUAUCAACCAAAUGUAAAUUCUAUGUAAUAUUUUUGUACAUCAUAGGUUGUAUGUAAAGAAUAUGAGCUUGGUGAACAUCUGAUUUCAUGCUCUGAUGCUCCACUAGACUACCACUGAGCCAGUCAGAGACUCUACAGUGAGCAAGGUCUAUUACAAAGUUCAUAUGACAUGUGUCCUGCAUAAUGCCUUUAAUGUUCUGAUCCUAACAGGAACUCAGGGACUCAGAAUUAUUUUCUUUGUCCCACACUUGUGACAAGGCAAAAAACAUCUUCCUCAAUUUCUUUACCAAGCUCAAAACUUACCAUCUCUGUUAUUCUUUACAAACAUGAUGCUAUUGACAAUGCUGAUCCUAGCAGUAUGCAGGAUGUGUGUCAUGUGAACUUCAUAAUAGACCUCACUUACUGUAGGGUCUCUGUGGCUCAGUGGUAGAGCAUCAGAGGUCUCAGGUUCAAUUCUUCAAGGGAACUCAGAAUUCUUUCUUUGUCCCACACACAUGACAAGACAAAAAACACUUUUCUUGAUUUCUGAUCAUAGGUUGUUAUUCAUGUACCAUACAUAUACAUCUGUUGACCUUCCUUGUGGUUAAUGAUCUCGUCAGAGAUAUUUUAAAUGUUUUUCUGCCCAAAUGCUAAUCCCUUUUCUCUUACUGUAAUUUACUUAUUUGUGGUUCAGUUCUUUAAUAUUUACUUCUUUUUAUUUCUGUGCUACUGAAGAAUAAAGUUAAACAUUUGAAUCACUUUAUGUGCAUAUGUUUUUCCAUGUAAUUCUUAGCUCUUCUUCAAGAUCCUGAACUUCUUGAACAACUUGUACAGACAGCAAACGUUGAGACGUAAGUGAAAUUAACUUUUCUCUCUAAGUUGUUCACUGUUUACGAAUUUCUGUCUUCUUGUUUUACAAUAACCUUUCAAUAGUUUUAAUAACAGCCAUAAAUUGAAUGUGAUCUUGAACUCUCUGUGCAAAUUGUUACCAACUGAAGCUUUUUGUAAUCAUCUUUUACAGGGUAAUGCGAGAACAUCCAAGCCUGGUUCAGGCAGCUUCCUACAUUGCUGCAGCAAUUGCCAAGGAGGGAGGGGUUGGUAAACAUUCCACCAGGAGUCACAUGGCUGGUGACACAUAUGAUUCUGAUGAUGAACUGCGAGGCAUGGAUCCAGGGGUGAGAUAUCAUGUUUUGUGUCCUAUCACAUCUAAAAUUUUUAUUAGAUGUUAAUUUGAGUAUUAUCUUUCAUCCAUAGCUUGUUGCUCAAGCUGAACUGGUGGCAGCAAAUGAAGAGAGUAUCCAAGCAUUAAGAUCUGCUGCGGCCUCAAGAGGAGCAUCAUCAUCUCGGCAACCAGUCACAUCAUCAUUAUUAUCAUCGGCUUUAGCUAAUGCAGGAAUUUCUCCAGGUUCUUCAACACGCAGUGAAGGUUUGUGCAGUGUCCUUUGUAAAUAAAAGAUGUAAGUGAGGGUAUUAGUUCAAAAUUAUGCUGUCAUGUAUGUACAGUGUGCUGACACAAUAAUCCUUUUGAGCUCUGAUUGUUGGUUACAUUGAAUUCUGAUGGCAUGCGCACUAUUUGUUAUCAAGAAGAUGUGAUGUGUACAAAAGCAACAACUACAUUAUGGGUGAGAGGAUGAAGAAACUCCUUUUUUCCAUGCAAACUAUAAUUUUUCCACUACAUAAUUGCUGGCAUCACUAGAAGUCGAUAUUUCCCAUAGGAUUGGCCAUAAAGGCUUGACUGUAUUGUAUUUUAAGAGAAAUGUAAUUCACUUUUUUAGCUGGGCCAUCCACAAGCAGAGGUGCUUCAACAUCAGCUUUCUCACCAGUCAUCCCAUCAACAAGUAGAGGUACAAGAGCGUCAAGUUCACGACCAACCAUAACAAGAGAUAUGGUCAGUGAAGCGGUGGCAUCUGUUAUGAACAUUUCUCAGCAAUCAUCUCAGCUUCAGGUUAGAAACUCAUUGAUCUCACUGUUGACAUUCUGGGGACUAAUAUGGAUAUUAAGUUAUUUUUUCUGUUUAACUUGAUUGUUACUUGUGAAUCCAUUCAAUUAGAAAGGAAUAAUCUCUAUUGAAUUUAUCCGACACUGCUGUUGGUUCGUGAACUUUUGCAUCACAUCAUUCUGACUUUAAACAUUUCUGUGCAAUAAUUAUAUCAACUUCAUUAAGUGAUAUUUGUCACCUUCUAACUCCCAUCAAGACCUCCUUAAUUUAAUGUAUUCCAAUUUUUGUUCACAUUCCAACAAAUUUACAUUAUAUGGUUGUUCAGAUCCCAGCCCUUUUGAGUUAUUGAAACAAUUAUUAUAACUUUUAAUUUUAGAUCAUAAUAAUUUUAAUGAGUGUAACUGAUACUAUUUCACACAUAUGUGUGAGCUACUUAUUAAUCUAUCAGUUGAUAAAGAUAAGUGAUAACCAUUUUUGGAAUAUUUCCAGUCACAGUUGCAGCAACUCAGAGAUAUGGGAAUCACAGAUGAUGCACUCAGUAUCCAGGCUCUCACUGCUACUGGUGGUAACGUCCAAGCUGCCCUUGACUUGAUAUUUGAAGGAUUAUAA